GUGCAACUUGAAACGGGACUUUAUUUUGACAUCAGUUCGGUGGCAACAGCAAUGCGUCGCAGUCUUUCUGCUGCCUUCUCAUAAUUGGCUGAACAAGCAGUGAUGCUCCAUCCACCGCUAACCUUGCCCGGGAUCAAAGAGAGGAAAGCUUGAGGAGCGCGCGCAUCAGGACGUCAAAACGCUAAUAACAGAACAGGUGGAAUUUGCAGCGUUUCUACGAUUCUCUCUCAACUGGGAACAUGUUUUCCCACACCAUGUCUGUCAGAAUUGGGAAGGAAUGUCACCAAUGAAUAUCUGUCAAAGAAUUGACUGAAAACACCGCGAGUCUCUUGUAGCCGUCUUGGCUAUCAGAUUCAGCUUCUGACUCCGUGUAUAGUAGCUCACCCGUCAACUGAAAGGACGAUACACGGACCCUACUAUCAUGCCCGCAGAAGUCAACGACCCUGAGAGCAUUUUGAGCUACCAGAGGGCAGAUGAGGAAGUGGUAGUGGACCAAGGAGGAACCAGCUCAGUCCUCAACAUCCACUAUGAGAAGGAGGAGCUAGAGGGCCACAGGACUCUGUUUUUGGGGGUGAGUAUGCCCAUGGGUAGACAGAGCCACCGCCACCACCGCCCCCAUGGCUCACGCCACCGCAAGAAGGACAGGAGGGCAGGGAACGCUACGCGGCAGGACGAGGAGGGAGAGGGGGCCUCAGUCUCUCAUGACACUCCAUCCCAGCGUGUCCAGUUCAUUCUGGGGACAGAGGAGGAUUCUGAACAUGUGGCCCACGAGCUCUUCACUGAGCUGGAUGAGAUCUGUGUCAAAGAGGGCAAGGACGCGGAGUGGAAAGAAACCGCCAGGUGGUUGAAGUUUGAGGAGGACGUGGAGGAUGGAGGAGAGAGGUGGAGUAAGCCCUAUGUGGCCACGCUGUCCCUCCACAGCCUGUUUGAGCUGCGUAGCUGCCUCAUCAACGGCAGUGUGCUGCUGGACAUGCAGGCCAACACCAUCGAGGAGAUCGCAGAUAUGGUGUUGGACCAGCAAGAGGCGUCCCAUGAGCUGGACGACAGUGUGAGGCUGAAGGUAAGGGAGGCCCUGCUGAAGAGACACCACCACCAGAACGAGAAGAAGAGGUCAGGCCAUCACCAGCUCAUCCCUGACAUGGUGCGCUCUUUCGCCGAUGCCGGACGCAAGCACUCUGAACCCCACAUAGACAAGAGCGGUCCAACUGUCUCCCCCCAGCCUCCCCCCACCAACAUAGAGGUAAAAAAUGGAGCCAACCACGACAACAGCCAAGUGGACCUUAGCAAGGUGGACAUGCACUUCAUGAAGAAGAUUCCUACAGGAGCCGAGGCCUCUAACGUCCUGGUGGGAGAGCUGGACUUCCUGGAGAGACCUGUGGUGGCCUUCGUACGCCUCUCCCCUGCCGUACUGCUCACUGGCCUCACUGAGGUCCCCAUACCCACCAGGUUCAUGUUCAUCCUCCUGGGCCCAGACGGAAAGGCUCAGCAGUACCACGAGAUUGGCCGCUCCAUGGCAACCAUCAUGACUGACGAGAUUUUCCAUGAUGUGGCAUAUAAAGCUAAGGACCGCAGUGACCUGCUGGCUGGUAUAGAUGAGUUUCUGGAUCAGGUAACCGUUCUGCCCCCCGGGGAGUGGGACCCUUCCAUCCGCAUCGAGCCCCCCAAGAGUGUCCCCUCUCAGGAGAAGCGGAAAAUUCCAGGGAUGCCCAAUGGUACGACCUGCCCUGUGGAAGAGGAGUUUCACGCAGAACAUCAUGGUCCUGAGCUCCAGAGAACAGGGAGAUUGUUUGGGGGUCUGAUCCUGGACAUUAAGCGGAAGGCUCCGUUCUAUCUGAGUGACUACAAAGAUGGGUUGAGUCUUCAGUGUGUUGCCUCCUUCCUCUUCCUCUACUGCGCCUGCAUGUCCCCAGUCAUCACCUUCGGAGGCCUGCUGGGGGAGGCUACGGAGGGACGCAUUAGUGCCAUUGAGUCUCUGCUGGGAGCAUCCAUGACAGGAGUGGCCUACUCUCUGUUUGCUGGUCAGCCUCUCACCAUCCUGGGUAGCACAGGCCCUGUCCUCGUCUUUGAGAAGAUCCUCUUCAAGUUCUGCAAGGACUAUGACCUGUCCUACCUGUCUCUGAGGACCUGUAUCGGCCUGUGGACGGCCUUCCUGUGUCUCGUCCUGGUGGCCACAGAUGCCAGCUCCCUGGUCUGCUACAUCACCCGCUUCACAGAAGAAGCCUUUGCUUCCCUUAUCUGCAUCAUCUUCAUUUACGAGGCUCUGGAGAAGCUCAUCCACCUGGGGGAACACUACCCCAUCAACACCCACAGCGACCUGGACAAGCUCACACUGGCAUACUGUCGGUGUGCAGAGCCUGAUAACCCCAGUAAUACAACCCUGGAGCUAUGGAGUCAGAAAAACAUCACUGCUUCUACUGUGCCUUGGGCCAACCUUACUGUCAAGGAGUGCAUAGAUCUGCAAGGCCACUUUGUGGGUACAGCUUGUGGACACCAUGGCCCCUACACCCCUGACGUACUCUUCUGGUCGGCCAUCCUCUUCUUCGCCACUGUCUUCAUGUCAGCGUUCCUCAAAGAGUGUAAGACCAGCCGAUAUUUCCCCACCAGGGUGCGGUCCAUGAUCAGUGACUUUGCGGUCUUUAUCACCAUUGUAUUUAUGGUCAUGCUUGACUUCCUGAUUGGAAUCCCCUCGCAGAAGCUGCAGGUGCCCAGCAACUUUAAGCCCACCCGAGAUGACCGUGGUUGGUUGAUCAACCCGAUAGGUCGAAACCCGUGGUGGACAGUCCUGGCUGCCUCCAUCCCUGCUCUGCUCUGCACCAUCCUCAUCUUCAUGGACCAACAGAUCACCGCUGUCAUCAUCAACCGCAAGGAGCACAAACUACUGAAGGGCUGUGGCUAUCACCUGGACCUGCUGAUGGUGGGGGUGAUGCUGGCUGUGUGCUCCAUUAUGGGCCUGCCCUGGUUCGUGGCAGCCACCGUGCUCUCCAUCUCCCACGUCAACAGCCUGAAACUGGAGUCAGAGAGCUCGGCCCCCGGGGAACAGCCCCGCUUCCUGGGCAUCAGAGAGCAGAGGCUCACAGGCCUGGUCAUCUUCCUACUGAUGGGCCUCUCUGUCUUCAUGACUGGGGCUCUGCAGUUCAUUCCCAUGCCUGUCCUGUAUGGAGUAUUUCUCUACAUGGGAGCCUCGUCUUUGAGGGGGAUACAGUUUUUUGACCGUCUAAAGUUAUUUGGUAUGCCAGCCAAGCACCAGCCAGACUUCAUCUACCUGAGACACGUUCCCCUGAGGAAGGUGCACCUGUUCACCAUCACCCAGCUCACCUGCCUGGCCCUGCUCUGGAUCAUUAAAACCUCCAAGGCUGCCAUUGUCUUCCCCAUGAUGGUUCUGGCUCUAGUGUUCAUCCGUAAGUUGUUGGACCUUUGCUUCACUAAGAGGGAGCUGAGUUACCUGGAUGACAUAAUGCCUGAGAGCAAGAAGAAACAACUGCAUGACGCCUCCAAGAAUGUUGACAUUGAGCAGGAUGAGGAGAUUCUGGGUACAGCAGUAGAGGAUAAGACCUCAGUCCAUAUCCCCAUGGAGAGCAGCAAGCUCCUGCAGUUCCCCAAAACACACGACCCCAGGUGUGACCCUUCUGAUAUUAACAUAUCUGAUGAGAUGUCUAAAACCACCGUAUGGAAAUCCCUCAACGCCAACCAAAAGGACAGUCGCAUGGGGGCUGCUAAGAAGGAUUGAAAUUGAAGGUCUGGAAUUUAUAGAUCAGUGAGAGUGGAACCAGAUGACUACAGAGGCUGUGAGCUACACUUCAAUAAGCCAGACCCAUAGGUCAUAGAGCAUUUCUAAUGCCCCUUGUGUUUUGGCUCACACACAUCUUUAACCGAAACACCUCCUCUACAAUACCGGGACCCCAAGAUUCCUAACGGCUGCUCUCAUACACCCCCAACACACACACAUUCCCUCAAAACAACCAGAACCACAACAACAGUAACAACAACAACAAACCUUCAGAACAGCCAUGCUGUGUCUAUGAGAAUGCUCCUUCAAACCCAAACCAGGUUAUUUUUUAAAUCACAGACUCUACUAGUAUGUUAUCUUUACUUUAAAGAGUUGGUCUUUUUCUUUACUGUACCAUAAGUGUGUUUUCUAUAACGUGGUGUUCUUGUCAAAAUUAUUUUAAAAUUCUAAAGUAUAUUAUUGGAUCAAUAAUGUAGAGAUAUUUAACUUUGGACAUAAAAUCGGUGUCUGUUUUUGUGCAACGUACGAUAUGAUAAUAUUGCUAGAAGAGACCGUACUUCAGUUCAACCAGUGAAAUCAAUAAUUUGAUUAGGCGCUAUAAUAAUCUGUUACCUUUGUGGAUAUAUCUGUGUUAAAUAUAACUGUUCAGAUUGGAAGCUCCUGUACAGAAUGUAUGUGAUCUUCUGUUUCUGUCCAUGUGUUUUACCUCAGUCGACCUCUUUGGAAUUGGGAACUCUUGUCAGGCAGUAUGGGUAGGACCUUAAGCUUUUCCAGAUCAUGUAAUCUGGGUUGUUCCUGAUCAGGUCACAUGGUCAGGAACAACACACAGCGCCUAAGUAUGGGUAACACUGUAAAAUGUUAGAAGCCAGAGGAGAGUAGCAGUGGAGCCUAGAGUAGUACAGGACCACACCUAGAAAUGACUCACCCAAAUGGCCAGAAUACACACCUUUUGACUGUGUGUGUGCAUUUCUGAGAGAGUUUAAUAUAUGGGCAUCCAUAAUUCAUCGGCAAAACCAAUAUGAGCAAUAAAUUAUCCCAAAUGAAUGGCCCUGUGCAGAAGAUCUAUCUACCACUGAAUCUACCUACACUAAACACACUUACUGGACCUGAUUGUGGAUGUUUCAAUGACCUCCAAGUUUUGAGGACAUUUCAUUGAAUUGAUAAACCUGUCCAUUUCUUCUCAAAGGUGCAUCAUUCCUCCUUACUCUACUCUCUUCUGUUGAUUACUGAUCUCAGAUCUGUAAUUAUAUUAAGGAAUGAAGGAAGGAUGUAUUUGAACAGCACCCUAAUCCAGUAAAUUGGGACCACAUCCCUUACUGUGAUGUGUGCUCUUUGCUCCCAGACUAGUGCCAGUUGGGAGGCGAGAAAACAUACUGGCACAGUAUUCCUCAAUAACAUAAAAUGAAUUUGUAGUUGCACAUUGUAUAGAUAUAGUAUAUAUAAUAUAUGUUUUAUUUUCAAGAAACUGAGUAAGAGAUUAUGUAUGACAGUAAUUUAUUUUAGAAUAUGAAUGUUAAAACGGCCACUUUCUGUAUAUAGUGUAAUAAAUGGGACAAUGUGCUAACAGGAAGCCUAAGGAAUGCAGCACAGAAAGCAUCUAAAUACUAAUGUAAGAAGAAUGACUCCACGAGAAUAUAUCCUCCCAUGUUUACAAGAUGUCUCCCACCACUAAAUCCAACUGCCUACGACUGAGAAACUUCAGGAAUGUGUCCAAAAUGAUGAUAAUUGUAAUUUUGAUGAUGAUUGUCAUGAUCAUUAUCAUUUCUAUACAUCCCCAUGGCUAUUGCCAAGGUGGCUUUAAGUACAGUCUACAUGCAGUAAUAAUACCCGUACAAAGAUCAUGAGAGAUACAGCAUCUUGCUUCAGAUAAAGCCAUGAUUGUUUGUCAAUAGUCAUCUUGACAUGGAUCACCCAAUGGGUUCAAUAUACUACAUUCCUCUUUUUUCCAAACCUGAUGGAAAUACUAAUGGAUGGAAUGUAAGAAACAUUGUACUGAGGAGUAACUAGGAAAUAUUGUAUUGUUUUUGAUACAAUGUGGUGAUGUUUUGCCUCUGUGUUAUACCUCUCAACUUCCAUUUAAAUCAUCCAAUAAUUUUGUUUCUUUGUCCCAGACAACAGUAUGAAAUGGCUUUGAGAAUAAGUAAAAGUACAGUGUGACACAAACACAACAAAAUAUGAGAAUUCAAACAAUAUAAAACAGCAACAGUCAAACACUUAAAAAAGCCAAACUUGAAAUACACAAACCACAAAACAUACAGUGAAAGCAGAACAUACAUUUAGAGAAAGAAACAAAACUCAAAAUGUGAUUUAAAAGGCUUUCCUGUGUUUAUAUAUAUUUCCACAUUACUAGGUUUGAUAAUGAUACUAUGAUAAUAAACCUUUUAGUGUAUGAACUGUUUGAGAAGACCGCCAGAAAUUCCAGCCUGUUUUGAUGGGCGGAGUUUUAGCCUGCCUGGUGACGUUAAUAGACCAAUAAGAAAGAUUGUUUUAAAUCUCUGACAAUAACAGCUCGUUUUCAGUUUUCCCUUCCCCACCCAGACCGCUCCCAGACAGUCCAAGCAAAAUUCUUGCUUGAGAAAUUGCUUUUUGCUAUUUUCACAAUUUUAAUUGUAAACAAUCACAGCAAGUUCCUUAAUUGACCCGUAACUAAGCCCCACCCCAGAAUGUUGGGAAAUCAAUCACAGUGCUCAAAUGGAUAGCUCACGUUUCAAACACAUGAAAGCCAAUGAGAGCUAUGGCAAAACUGAGAGUUUCAUCAAAAUGUAACUAAAUUGUUUCAAUGGCUAAAUAACAAUGCACCAGGGUUACUUGCUACUGUGAUUCAUGCAACGCAGAGCCAGUUGGAGUAUUUUUAAAAUCCUAAUUAUACUUUUCUUACAUUGUUUGCUAGCUCAGCUGGUUAGCUAGCACUCAGUCUCAUUGACCGCCAAACAUUGCUAACACUAGCUAGCCACUUAUUAUAACUUGAUUCUCAAAAUGUAUGUUAGCUAGCUAAGUUAUCUAUAUUAUGAAUACAACUAUAAUCUGCUGUUGACAUCAGGAUUCGACUUGAGAUAACUAGUUAGCUCCAAAAGUAGUUAUAGUAGUAGCUUUGACUGCAUGACAGUGCAUUCAGAGCCAUCCAAUCUUCCACAAACUUAUCGUAAUUGUACCAGAUUCCCAUGAAGCAAUUGUAAUGACAGUCCACCGCAAUAAUUUAUUGUGUAUUAAAAACACAGUUUAAGAUUGUUGUGAGUGGUUUCUCCAGUAAUUUGACUGGGCAAUGGAGCGUCCUGGGAAAAUGUUGUCAUAGGUUGCAACAGUAACCAAGGGGGUCCGGGCUUAGCAAAGGGUCAAUUGUUACCUAGAAAUGAUUUGAUAUUGAGAUACAAAUGGCUGCAUUGGACCUGUAAGCAAGCAGAACUACUGUACAUCCACACACUGUUAGUGGAUGUGCUCUCAGAAAAGACUUGAAUAAUUCAGCAAAGCAAUCUUAAAAAUGACAUGAUUCGUUUUAUGUGAUUGAGAAAUAAAAAAAAUUGAUUCAAACAAUGUGUUCUUCAAUGUAUACAGUGCCUUCAGAAAGUAUUCAUACACCUUGACUUAUUCUACAUUUUGCUGUGUUACAGCCUGAGUUCAAAAUUGAUUAAAUAUUUUUUUUUGUCAACCAUCUACACACAAAACCUCAU
Oncorhynchus gorbuscha (pink salmon) is the source of this 7395-nucleotide messenger RNA. It is a transcript of the gene slc4a8, whose product is annotated as solute carrier family 4 member 8. Gene Ontology annotation, biological process: monoatomic anion transport; transmembrane transport; bicarbonate transport. The record is from RefSeq and is a predicted model, not a curated record. NCBI's taxonomy places the organism in Eukaryota, Metazoa, Chordata, Actinopteri, Salmoniformes, Salmonidae. The coding region runs from base 422 to 3727 and encodes 1101 amino acids. The transcript is spliced from 24 exons. Gene Ontology annotation, molecular function: solute:inorganic anion antiporter activity; sodium:bicarbonate symporter activity; monoatomic anion transmembrane transporter activity. Gene Ontology annotation, cellular component: plasma membrane.